Molecule: messenger RNA, 1058 nt
Organism: Guyanagaster necrorhizus
Lineage: Eukaryota; Fungi; Basidiomycota; Agaricomycetes; Agaricales; Physalacriaceae
Product: phosphatases II
Exons: 8
Coding region: 56-766 (236 amino acids)
Biological process (GO): negative regulation of SCF-dependent proteasomal ubiquitin-dependent catabolic process; negative regulation of protein binding; regulation of ERK1 and ERK2 cascade
Cellular component (GO): cytoplasm; nucleoplasm
Molecular function (GO): F-box domain binding
Source: RefSeq, a predicted model, not a curated record
GUCGGUCAGGGUCCUUCCUCUGUAUUGCAACCUUUCCCUUUCCUUACCCGUCAUUAUGGACAUGAACUACUCAAACAGACCUCUGUCGGAGGAGCAGCUCCGCAACGUUAUCCAGGGCCCUGCCGACGUCGAGUGGAGGUAUGAGAUGCGGCGUGAAUGCCAGGAAAUCCUUCCAGGUCUCUUGCUAGGUCCCUUUGUCGUUUCAAAGUCCUUCGAUACUCUCAAGGCGCUUCAAAUAACACACAUUGUGUGUAUACGCGACGUGAAGGAAUCGUUCUCUGUCAAGCCGCGUUUUCCGGAUCACUUUCAGUAUAUCGUGCUGGACGUCGAAGACAGCGAGGAACAGAAUCUUAUCCGCCUUUUUCCUCGAGCCAAACAAUUCAUCGAUGAUGCGAUCGCGAGAGGAGGAAAGGUGCUGGUCCAUUGCAAUGGUGGCAUUAGCAUCUCUCCUGCCUUCGUAGUAAUGUUCGUCAUGCAACACUACCAACUUUCAUGGGAGGAUGCCCUUCACAUGGUACAGAAUCGGCGCUAUUGUAUCUCUCCAAAUGGCGGGUUCCUGACCCAGCUCAAAGAAUACGAAGCAAUCUACCGAGCAAAUCAAGCGGUGUCAUCCUAUCCUACUCGUAAUAACGGAGUAUCACGAAGGAAGAGGGAGGAGGACGACGAUGGUGAUGAUCCAGGGGAUGAAGACCGAAUGGAUCGUAAACGAACACUAGUUGAAAACAACGGUAGCAGCUAUGACCCAAACGCGAUGGAGAUAUCGUAGUCAUCGCAUCCCCGUCAUGAACCUUCUGUCUCUAUCAUUCCCUCUGUAUUUCCGAUUUCAAAGCCCUAGGUUGCUCCUCCCAUUUUUGGCAUAUUUCUAUAGAGCCUUGAGUUUGGGCUUUUCCUUCUCUUCGAUCACUCGUCUAGCAUGGAUAUCUUUACGUUUGACAAACGCUUCGACAGAUAUUCCGGUGAAUACUAUGGCAGCGCCAAGCCACUGUCCAGCUGUGAGACUGUGAUUAUACACCACGACUGACAAUAGCAUCGUGAAAAGUUUUCGUGUCAAUGUAAUA